Gopherus flavomarginatus (Mexican gopher tortoise) is the source of this 6137-nucleotide messenger RNA. It is a transcript of the gene DDX6, whose product is annotated as DEAD-box helicase 6. Gene Ontology annotation, biological process: cytoplasmic stress granule assembly; P-body assembly. Gene Ontology annotation, cellular component: P-body; cytoplasmic stress granule. Gene Ontology annotation, molecular function: mRNA binding; ATP binding; RNA helicase activity. Bases 414 to 1865 code for a protein of 483 amino acids. The transcript is spliced from 14 exons. The record is from RefSeq and is a predicted model, not a curated record. Lineage: Eukaryota; Metazoa; Chordata; Testudines; Testudinidae.
CCGGCCGGGAGGGGGAGGGCACACGAGAGGAAGAAGGAAGCCGCCAUCUUGGAGCUUCGAAUCGCCAUAACAAGGCACCAAGCGGGCGAGUGCGAGGACUUUUUUUACCCGGGAGAGCGGGCAGCGCAGCCGGCGGCGGCGACUGAAGUGAGUGAAUUCAGAUAUAAUUCAACUUUGUUAGAGGGCUUUUUUUUUAAAAAAAAAAAAAAGUUGUUCCACGGUGCAUCAGAGCAAGUUACUACUUUACUGUUGAGUGACUUACAGGUGCUUGCCUGCAUUGCAAUAAAGGACUCAUAUAUUGAGCAAGACUUAUUUAUCUCUUCAUUUUGGAGAGUCUAAUAAACUGUUAUUACAGUUUCUGUACUGACUUUCAAAGUUUUGAAGUCUAAAAAGACAUCUUUACAAAUAAAAACAUGAGCACGGCCAGAACAGAGAACCCUGUUAUAAUGGGUCUAUCCAGUCAGAAUGGGCAGCUGAGAGGCCCUGUAAAACCAAGUGGGGGCCCAGGAGGUGGGGGGACACAGACUCAGCAACAGAUGAACCAGCUGAAAAACACCAACACAAUCAAUAAUGGCACUCAACAGCAAGCACAGAGUAUGACCACGGCUGUUAAACCUGGUGAUGACUGGAAGAAGACUUUAAAACUCCCUCCAAAAGAUCUGAGAAUCAAAACUUCGGAUGUGACCUCCACAAAAGGAAAUGAGUUUGAAGAUUACUGUCUGAAACGGGAGUUGCUGAUGGGAAUUUUUGAAAUGGGCUGGGAAAAACCAUCUCCUAUUCAGGAGGAGAGUAUUCCCAUUGCUUUGUCUGGUAGGGAUAUCUUGGCUAGAGCUAAAAAUGGAACGGGCAAGAGCGGAGCCUACCUCAUUCCCUUACUUGAACGGCUAGACUUAAAGAAGGACAAUAUACAAGCAAUGGUGAUCGUUCCCACUCGAGAAUUAGCAUUGCAGGUCAGUCAGAUCUGUAUCCAGGUUAGCAAACACAUGGGAGGUGCCAAAGUGAUGGCAACAACAGGAGGAACCAAUCUGCGUGAUGACAUCAUGAGGCUUGAUGAUACAGUGCAUGUGGUGAUAGCUACUCCUGGGAGAAUUCUGGAUCUCAUCAAGAAAGGAGUAGCAAAGGUUGAACACGUCCAGAUGAUAGUACUGGAUGAGGCAAAUAAAUUGCUGUCUCAGGAUUUUGUUCAGAUAAUGGAGGACAUUAUUCUUACGCUACCUAAAAACAGGCAGAUUUUGCUCUACUCAGCCACUUUCCCUCUUAGUGUACAGAAGUUCAUGAAUUCCCAUUUGCAGAAACCCUAUGAGAUUAACCUGAUGGAGGAAUUGACCUUGAAGGGAGUUACCCAGUACUAUGCCUAUGUAACUGAGCGGCAGAAAGUACACUGCCUCAAUACGCUAUUCUCUAGGCUCCAGAUUAACCAGUCAAUCAUUUUCUGCAACUCCUCACAACGGGUUGAACUGCUAGCCAAGAAGAUCUCCCAGCUGGGCUAUUCCUGCUUCUAUAUCCAUGCUAAAAUGAGGCAGGAACAUCGUAAUCGUGUGUUCCACGAUUUCAGAAAUGGCUUAUGCCGGAAUCUUGUUUGCACUGAUCUGUUUACCCGAGGUAUUGAUAUCCAAGCUGUGAAUGUGGUGAUAAACUUUGAUUUUCCAAAGCUGGCAGAGACGUAUCUCCAUCGUAUUGGCAGAUCAGGUCGCUUUGGUCACCUGGGCCUGGCCAUCAACUUGAUCACCUAUGAUGAUCGAUUCAACCUGAAAAGUAUUGAGGAGCAAUUGGGAACUGAAAUUAAACCCAUCCCAAGCAACAUUGACAAGAGCCUGUAUGUGGCAGAAUACCACACUGAACCUGUAGAUGAUGAGAAACCUUAACCAUGCUUUGAUUACAAACACCAGAAGCUGAAGCCCCUUGAUCCAGAUCUGUGACACAUUGUUUCUUUGGGGAUAUCCUUCUCUCUUUGGGUUUUUCAUCUUCUUUUCAUUUUGGAACUAUGAAGACUAAAGAGCUCAGACGUAUUUUCUUUUCUUUUUAAAUUUGGCAGCAAGGAAGAAAGAAGAUAAAAGAAGGAAUACUUUUUUGUUUUUUCACUUGUUUGCACUGUGUGCUGAUUGAACAUUAGUUGCACUAAACUGCUGGUUUUAAAUUUUUUUCUUUUGGGGGGCGCAGGGGCAGCAGCAGCAAGAGAAGAAGAGAAACCCUGAAAAGAGAAGAAACUUGAUGAACAGAAGUUUGUCUGCGAUUUCAAAUUCUCCAACAGCUUACUGAGUGCAUUUCAACUUCUCCCUGGUUACUCAUCCGUUUUAAAGCUAAACAGCUUGUUACUUAUUCGUGCAAAGUGCCUUAUGCUAUGAGACCAUUCAGAAUACCACCUUUCAGAUACAGCCCGUGGAAUCAACAGCUUUUUUUUCUUUCCAGGUCAAAAAUUUCCAACCCUUCUCUUGCCCUCCCCCAACAAUACUCAAGCCCAGGGCCGUGAGAUGAAACGAUCAGUAAUGUAACACCUUUUUUGUUUAACUUUUUUUUUAAAUUGGAGGAGUUGAUAUGCAACUGCAGUUCACCCACACUGUAAAUACAUGUAUUUAAAACAAAAACAACUAAAAAUCUGAGCUGAUUAGGUGCAACAUCAUAGCUCUAGAAGGAAAGAGCAGCCUAUCAUCUUUUGCAGGAGCAAUAUGAAAAGUUCAUAUGCUCUAGCAGCACACUAAAGACUGGUUUCCAUAAGUCUCCAUUCGUAGUUACAGCACUUGAUAUGUAGACUUAUUUCAGAACCAUGGCCCUCUUUCCUCUGGCACAGUGUCCCAUUGAAAAUUGGAUGUGUAUAUUUGUAUAAACUUGUAAAUAUGUUUUUUCUGUUUUGGGUUCAUAUAUAACUUUUUUUUUUUUAAAUGAAAGUAGCUGGGGCUAAAGGGAUUAGACUGAUUAUGGGAGCAGCUAACGGUGAGAGGGGCUCAGUUUUCUGCAACACUAAACAUCUGAAAAGUGCUCUGACCUCUGUGAAGAGCAGGCCUAGACAAGCGUCCCUUAUCAGGGUGGGUUUGGUCUGGUGCUUGCAAUAUUGUCCUGUACCGCUCUUUUUGGAAAAGACUACUUGUUGGGUUGGAAAAGCCUAAAAAUCCAUAGCUUAACUUGCUUGAGGUACGCUUUGAUUUCCCUCUUAAAAUUCCAGGAACUUUACAAGCUCUGAGGACAAAGACCUGUGUUCCACCUUGGCAUGAGGGAAAUCCAGGAGCUAUCAUUGUAGCUAAGUAGAACAUAGGUGUGAAUUUGGGUUUAAAAGAAACAAUAGAAAACCAACUUACAUGCAUAAACUGACCGUUCUGGAGCUCUGUUGGGUGUUUCAGCUCCUGCAGCAUUGUGCAUACUCUGCCCAAAAAAACAUUUUUUAUAUAGAUUUGAGCCGGAAAAAGCAAAUCCUUUAACUUGUUACUCUGAAGCUGCAGAAAGCUGCUUGCCAUCUUCUAUGUUUUGGCAUGAAUUGCUGUCUGUUCUGCAUUGUAUAUUGCUGGAGAAUGCUUUAUGGUCAAAUAGUGUUGCUUUAAAUUGUGCCCCUCCCAACAUGCUUGAUGUUUGGCCUGAUCUACAGGCAAAAGGAGUGAGACAGAUCGAAUCCGGUAAACUUUUUUUUUUUAAUUUUAAUUUCCUUUUAGCCUGUUCAACUACAGUUUGUCAGGAGGCACCUGGAUGAAAGCAAUCCCCUUUGAUCAGUUGUACUUCGCAUAUACCGAUGCUAUACUCACACCAUGCUUGUUUACCUGAAUAUGGAUAUGGGAAUUAAUAAUAAUUUCUCCCCAUUUUGACUAUAAAAAGUGAAAUUAUUUGGGGAGGGAGCAGGGAAAGCAGAUUUAUCCAUUAAACUCCUUGAGGAUCAGAAAUAGAGCCAGGUGCCUCCUGGUGACAACUUUCAAGGUGAAAAGUGUGUGCCCCUCUUCCCCUUCUCCCCCCACCCCCAUAUCUACAGUGACUCUGUAAUAACUAUAGCAAAAGCUGCACUAAAGUACAAACUCAAGAGCUUGGUCACAGGCCCUCUGUGAGCCACUUAUCAAGUUGGCAGGUAUCAAAUGUAAACUAGUUUUUGGGGGGAGGGAGUGAGUUUGUGGGUAGUAAAUUUUGACCAAACGUAAAAUCUUGCUCUUGUACUGCAGCCAGCUUAUGAUUUUUUUCAGUGAGACAGAAGAGGGAUCAUUUUAGUGCAACAGAGAUAAAAAAGAAAAGUGAAAAUAAAAAUUCUUAUGACAGAGCAUGCACAUGCAACGAGAAAAGGAUAGCCAUACUGAGAGUCAAAAGUGUGUGCUCUGCCUGGAUUUGUGAUAAGUUAGCCUGGUGCCAUGUUCUGAUGGUCCCUCUUGAAGCACAGAAUUUUUAAAUUGAAAGUAUUAAAGUCAGCCUCUGAGGAUUGACGCUUACCUAGACUAUCAGGGGCACCAUUUUUAGGUGGCUUUCUCUAGAGGAAGGAAGUGGUCUGAUUCUGGUGCUAAUAGGCUAUCUCUAAAAUGUACAUGAACUUGCAAAAGGAAAGAUGCUCCAAAUGACUAGGCAAAUCCUAGUCUUUAUUUCUCCCUCAUCAAGGAGUGUGUAAAACUUGACUGUCAGGUUUCUUCUGGUUCCUUAUUUUUACAGACUACGUGUCAACAUUUCCAUGUAUUAUUUCAGAGCAAGUACCUGCUUUUAAUAAUCCCCAGGUCAAACAUUUGUUCAGUGGUCAAGUUCUUAGUGGGAUAUUGAAACGUUUACAUGCUUUUCCAUCCUUUUCCCCCAGGAAGGCAAAACAUUACAUUGUUAACCUAUAAAUCUGAUAUUAGACCCUGUAUUUUAAAUCCCACAAGUGAAAGGAGGUGGUAGUGAAAUGGGGGCACAAGUCUGUAGCCAGUUGAAUCGUAACUACAAAUCUGGACUGGCUUCUCAAAAGUGUAUUGUAUAAAUGCACUGCUGAAGCUGGAGGGUUUCGCCAAGGGGAGGGGGGUGGGAUGGUCGUAAAUAUUUUUUCAUUUCCAGAAUGAGAUGGGAGCAUCUUUCCUUUGCCUUCUGCUUUGUGUCUGUUUGUACGGAGCUGGGUGAGAACAUGAAAGCUCGACACAAAGACCUUGCAUACAUUUUAGCAUCAAAUCAUCUCAUUCUGAUUAACUUUGUUCUUUAUUUUAGUGGUGGGAAUGGGGAGGGUGUCUACACCAAGGAUUUAGAAAUGCUUCAGAUGGUUGUAUUCCAUCAGUGACAUAAUGCUGGCAUGAAGAGACCAUCAUUCAGCCUUUCUGUUUAAAGCCUUUUUCUAGUUAGUUUUUUACAAAUAUAUGAAUUUCUCUCUCUUCAUGCCAGGAGUCCGAUUCUAUUGGUGUAUUAUCCAUUGCCGGCAAUGGACUUGAUGAUGAUGCCGGUGCCAAGGAGCUUAUUGGUUCACGGGAACAGAGUGAACUCUGCUCUCAGGGACUAGAAUAAUGUUGCUGCCACUGCAAAAGUUUGGUAAAAUUAGUCCAAACCAAGAAUAUUUAGAUGCCAUGACCCUUUUAGUCCAAUUUUAAACCAAGACUUCUCUUUACAACAAAUACAUGGUGUCUGGAGUGAAAAGUAUGUCAGACAGAUGAAAAAUGGGUACAUGAGGAGGGUAGUAUGCCUUAUAGCUUUGCUCCCUUCACCAUUCUGCAGUUUAAAGUAUUCCCCUACUUGAAGCAUUAUUAAAUUCUUGUGUAGACAAAAUUGGGAAUGGGAGGGGGGAGGGAUAGGAUAUACUAAGAUACAGGCUUGCUGUAUUUUAACCACUAAUUGUGGGGAAGGGGUGUCUGGAGAAAAAUAGUCACUGUUCCCUUUAUUGAAACAAACUGGAACUUAUUUAAAAAAAAAUUUUGUUUGCAGUUCAAAUGAGUUUAUAAUCCAUUUGUCCCUGUUAAAAGGGCUGUGUUCCACUGAUAAGUGAACAGGGUGGACUAGAACUUUGGAACAUUCAAGGGAUGGGAAAAAUUGGCUUUUUGUUUAAUUGGCAAACUGUCCAGUGGAGCUGAGUUUUCCUUGGGAAUGUGUAUGUCCGUAUGUACAUAUGGGUUGGAAGGCUGUGACUAUGUGAAAAUCUUCACCGAGUUCAGAGUGCAGAAAAGAUGAAUGGUAAAAUCCUGAUUUUUGUUGAUGAGGCUCAAUAAAUGCUCACUGGAACUCCA